AUGCCGCCCCGCUCCUUGCACCUCCACGGUGCGUUCGCAGCAGCGCCAGCGUCGGCAACAUCCGUAAUUGCCAGGGCUGCCGCUGUGAGGCGGAGCGCACGCUACGCUUCAACCCUUCAAUCGGCAUACAAGCAGCAUCCCACCAAGCACGACUCGUCCGGAGCGCUGCUUUCCAGAGUCUCGGGACCAAUCGACAAGCCGCUCUGCGAGCUCUCCCUCGGGCAGUUCUGGCACCAGGCCGUCGCGAAGUAUGCCGAGCGGCCUGCGCUCAUCUCAAAGCACGAACCGGCAUCCCAGCACGGCAAAGGUGCCUCCUCCAAUGACUGCAUCCGCUGGUCAUACGGCGAGAUGAACGAGCACGUACAGAGUCUCGUUGCCGGCCUCCAAAAACUUGGCGUCCGCAAAGGCGACCGUGUAGCUGUCCUCAUGAUGUACGCUGCAGCCCUGCGCCCGCCGAAUUGCUCUGCAUACGGUGCCUUGCAGUGGGCAUGUGCCGAGGUAGGCGCGGUGCUCGUCACGCUCAAUCCUGCGUACAGCACGUCCGAGCUGCGGCGCGCCAUCACGCUCGUCGAGGCUACCACCCUUUUUAUCGUUCCGUCGCUGCGCGGAUCCAACUACCUCGACUCGCUCCUCGAGCUGCUGCCCUCGCUCACAGGCUCGUCAUCCUCGGGCGGGGACGCCACAGUCCUGAACGAUCCAGAGCUUCCAUCUCUCAAACGCAUCGUGCUCGUCGACAAUCUCGACAGCCGCCCGCGUCACUGGGAAAGCAGCAGCGUGCUUGCUCAGCAAGGCAAGUCGUUCGCCGAUGCCAUGGCAGCUCUGAACAAUCGCGCGCUCGACUAUCGCGAUCUGCUCGUCUCUUCGUCAACUAGCAGCGCCAAGGAGGAAGUGCACAACACCGAUGUCAUCAAUCUUCAGCUCACCUCGGGCACCACAGGAAAACCAAAAGCAGUCGCUCUGAACUCCCGAAACCUCCUCAACAACGGCAUCGCUAUCGGCGAUAAUCUUAGGUUCACCGAAGCCGAUAAGCUCUGCAACGUACCGCCUCUGUUCCGUAAGUAUACUCCUCCUGUUAGGUGGCUUGCUGGACCUGCCACUGACUUUGCACUUCCGUUCCACAUCGGCACGCGUGUAGACUGUUUCGGCCUGGUCUUGGGCAACUUGGCGGCCUGGACUCACGGCGCCUCCAUCGUCUACGCCGCCGAAGGAUUUGACCCACUACGAUCGCUUCGCGCCGUCUCGGAGGAACAGUGUACAGCUAUGCACGGCGUACCCACCCACUUUAUCGCCGAGCUCGAGCUGCUUGAAUCCGCUAGAGAUCAUGCCGGGGACCCGUCGCGCUUUCCCCUCCCCAAGGGCAUGAUCGAGGGCGAAACGUUCGACUUUUCCACCUUGCGCACCGGCCUCACCAGUGGUUCGACGGUUCCCAUCGCAUUGAUGGAGGCCUUGGUCAGCCCGGGCAAGCUCGGUCUCCGCGAGCAGACGGUGGUGUACGGCAUGACCGAGACUUCUCCCGUCACAUUUGGCUGUGAUGUGGACGCGCCUAUUGUUCGGCGAUGCGAGACGGUGGGACGCGUCUACCCCCACGUCCAUGCCAAGAUUGUCUCGCCCGACGACCCAACUGGCAAGCCGCUGCCCGUGGGCGAGCCGGGAGAACUCUGCACGGCAGGCUACGUCGUCAUGCAAGGCUACUGGAAGGAUGCCAAACGCACCGACGAGGCCAUGGAACGGCACCCAGACGAGCCCGACAUUCUCUGGAUGCGCACGGGCGACAUUGCCAUCAUGGACGAAGAGGGCUACGUCCGCAUCGUCGGUCGCUCCAAGGACGUCAUCAUUCGCGGAGGCGAGAACCUCUUCCCGCCCAACAUCGAAAACUGCAUCGAUCGCAUGGAAGGCGUGGCCACCAACGCAGUCGUCGCCGUCCCCGACGACAAGUACGGAGAGGCGGUGGGAGUGUUUGUUGCGAGAUCGCACGCGGACGCGCACGUCUCGCCAGCCGAGGUGCGUGCCUAUGUCAAGAAGCACGUUGGCGGACAGAGUGCGCCCGCCUGGGUUUGGUUCCUCGGCGAAGAGGGCGUCCCCACCGAGUUUCCUAAGACUGCCUCGGGCAAGAUUCAAAAGGUCAUUCUCCGCGAUUGGGCCAAGGACCUCGCGAGCAAGAACCAGGGCAAGGUGGACAAGGUUUAG
Moesziomyces antarcticus is the source of this 2187-nucleotide messenger RNA. Its product is annotated as acyl-CoA synthetase. The transcript has 9 exons. The record is from RefSeq and is a predicted model, not a curated record. Lineage: Eukaryota; Fungi; Basidiomycota; Ustilaginomycetes; Ustilaginales; Ustilaginaceae. Gene Ontology annotation, biological process: fatty acid metabolic process. The coding region runs from base 1 to 2187 and encodes 728 amino acids. Gene Ontology annotation, molecular function: medium-chain fatty acid-CoA ligase activity.